Molecule: messenger RNA, 2796 nt
Organism: Prorocentrum cordatum
Lineage: Eukaryota; Dinophyceae; Prorocentrales; Prorocentraceae
Source: the annotation of a GenBank genome assembly
AUGGGCAAGCGCGCCCACGAUGCUCCCGCUAGACCGCCCAAAGUUCCCAAGCGCGCCGCCAAGGCCUCCGCUGCCCCAGCAGGCGGUGGCGCAAGUCCGUCUUCAGUAAACCCUUUCGCCGGGUGCCUGAACGCGACGGUCCAACACAAGUUGUGCUGCUACGACGACAAGAUCAUGCGACACCCCGCCUUUGACGGCAUCAUGCAUGACCAACCGACGGACAAAAGCGGGGCCCAUGCCUACAAUCCAGAUGGGGCCAAGAAGAAGCUCGACGCUGGUCAGCCCUACGUGGCGAGCAUCCCUUUCUUCUGGCUCAACUUGCGUUACGAGUCGCAGCCGAACGUGCCGAAGUACUGGAACCGCAUCGAGAACCUUCGCGGCCACUUCUGGCAGACGCCUAAAAGCUACCCAGACACUAUCACCGUCGCUCACACGCGGGGCGACGAGCUGCCGCACCUUCGGCAUGGUCAACUCCAGGCGGUCUGCAUGCCUGAGAUGCGGGACGCCCUGCGCGCGGCCAUAGGCAUGGCCGCCGAGGCAACUGACAAUCUCGACGCCAUGCGUGAAUGGCGCGAGAUGCUGCAGUCCAUCCCCGUCCGCUUCAUGGUGGUGGACCCGGGGCACUCCCUCAACGUCACCUUCCAGAUCUUGGUGCAGGGGCGGGAGGACCUGGCGGUGAAGCAUGAGAACAUGCGCAGGUCCAACCUCCUCCGCUCGUACGAGAUCAUCGACUUGAAGAAGCAGUUGGAGGAAGGUGGACAGAAGCAAAACAAAAAAUCAUUGGCGGAUUACUACGGCAAGCUCACCAUGGCCAAGUCCUCGGAGAAUGUGACGCCUACGUUCGUCGAGAAUUGUCUUACACUUCGCAACCAAGUGCUGAUCGUGAAAAACGUGAGCGACAUCUGCUUCCGCUUCGAUCAGCUGGGCAACGAUAGCCCCAUGGACAGCGUGCUAAAGUACAAGGAGGUCGGCAGCCAAUGCGACAAGAAGAGUACGCUCAUGAUUUGGGCCUACGAGAUGCUGUGGGACCACUGGCAUUGCACUGACGGCAAGGAGGCGAUCCCACUGCGUUUGCUCGAGGGCAAGGUCCAGGGCUGGGGCAACAAGUCCAUCAUCGAUCUCUUCGUCUUCAAGCGUGCGCUGCGCGACUCCCUGUGGAGGCGCCUUGAACAAUUUAACUGGGAUACCGAUGUGAAGACCGCCUUCAAACAGUUCACCGAGUCGGUCGUGACAUGCAGGAAGAGGUUCGGUGUCAUUCAGAAGCCCAAGAGGGAUCUCGACGGGGUGGCCACGGACCGCACCCUGCCCCACUCCUGGCCGCCCAGCGCCGGCCAACUGCUCCUCAUGAUGGAAACCCUUGUCUACGGCUACGAGUACGACGUGGCGAUGAUCAAGACCAUGGCCAAUAAGAGGACUCGCGAUGACUUCCUGGAGACCGCGGACGUUUCCCACAUGAUGUCAGAGCUGAUGAAGACGUACGAUGAUCAGAAGAAGGCUGCCGGCAUCGUCGACGACGCCGAAGCCGAUCCAACUGCAGCCGAGGAGGAGCAGGCGGCGCAGAACCUCAAGUUGGCCUUCAUCGCGAACCAGUCGACAAGGCCAAGUCGCACGCCCAACUGGCACAGCGUGGUCACCAUGGAGAGCGCCGACGUCGCCAAGGCCAAGUCGCACGCCCAACUGGCACAGCGUCGGAUGCGGUCCAACGUGAAGCUCGUGGCCGCCACGUCCCAAGAAGAGAUUGCGCAGUCGAUCAAGGCGUUCGAGGCGGGCCAGGCCAUGGGCAAGGGCAAGUCUUACGUAGCCAUCGUGAUCGACGCCAAGACUUUGUGCGAGAGCGGGACGCAGGGUAAAUACCGAUUGGGGCCCAGCCGUCCGCACCACUUGAGCAAGCUUCUCGGCGCGGUGGUAAAUGCGCGGGCGACGGGUGAGAAAACUCCAAGUCUACCAGCCAACGAUAUCAUCGUCGCCCCCGAUGGGUCCAAAGGCCAGGACUGGGAGGAUAAGAUUGUCAAAGCUCUGAGCCCCAUGAAGCUCGAGGUGACCAAGCGUUAUGCGAUGUUCUCCCAGGAGUCGCUCGAGAAGCGUCUCAAUCGGAUGCACGGCAACCACGCGCUGGAGCAGAUGGAGACGGUCCUCCUGCUGUCGUCGGAGAUGCCCAUCUUCAAGAUCGGGCCGCGCAAGCUGAGCCCGAAGGCGACCACGCGGGGCAACAAAGCGAUGUACAGCACUGAGAACCUGCCGCUGCCGGGUGGGAAUUGCGGCGUCGAGCACAAGAAGGACAAGGCCACGAAGGCGUCCGACCUCGUGCCCGCCUUCUGGCACGAAGGGCCUCCAGCUCUGGCCACGGAGGUGGCCCACCUGCUCCAGGCCACAUCGAUCAUCGAUCUCACCCCGGGCUCAGGACAUUGGGCAAUGUACGCAGUGCGCAAGCAGAUACCUUACCUUGGCGUGUGCUUCACUGACGCCCACGUCGAGUUGCUCUAUUCCAAGCUGCGCAGCAGGAUCCUCUCGGCGGCCAUGGACGCGAACGACCUCGACCUCUACGACGUGAACCUCUCGUCCCUAGUGACGUCCACUCGGAAGGACGCUACGACGCCCACCAAGGACUCCAGCGGAUCUCAAUCUGCUGGCUGCGUCACUCCGGUGGCUGGUGGGAGCACCCCCAUCGGCGGCAGCACUCCGGCGGCGGCUGUUGUCAAGGGCGCGGCGGACCGGCAGUCCUUGCUCGAUCGGAUCAACGCGAUGAAGCAGCAGUCCACUGCUGCGGCUGGCCAGGACAUCGAUGAUGAGGAGUGA